Phytophthora infestans T30-4 is the source of this 663-nucleotide messenger RNA. RefSeq lists its product as uncharacterized. The transcript is spliced from 4 exons. The coding region runs from base 1 to 663 and encodes 220 amino acids. The record is from RefSeq and is a predicted model, not a curated record. Gene Ontology annotation, molecular function: protein binding. NCBI's taxonomy places the organism in Eukaryota, Oomycota, Peronosporomycetes, Peronosporales, Peronosporaceae.
AUGAGUUGCUCCUCAACGCUAGACCCUCGAUCAAAUUCAGGUCUACGAGACAUCCACCGGCUGAUCAACGAAUGUCGUGAAGUGCUCCAGGCGGACCCGUCCUGUCUGCAUACGCGUGCAGUGCGGGGCCACGCCUGCAUGAAAGCCAAGCUGUGGGAUCAAGCAGUGCACGACUUCUCAGAAAUUCUGCGCUGUCGACCAGACGACGUCCACGGGCGCUUCAGUCGCGGCAUGGCGCUCUUCAAGAGUGGCCGGGUAGAUGACGCACACAGCGACUUCUCACGCGUCCUCGAGUUGAAUCCGAACCACGUUAUGGCUCGUUACGCUCGUGCUGGCUGCUACAACUCCGAAGGGGAAAUCAACCAAGCAAUUCAAGAGUACAUGCUAGCUCUCCAACAUGAUGAGAAGGAAAACGCCAGAGGCUUUCGAUCUGAGAAGCGACGGAUAGGAAUGCACGAAUGUGCAGAACACCUUAUUCGGAAGACGAUGGGAGGCUCGACACGCUCACACGCGCGAUCAUCAUCCGCGUCAGCUCCUGCAAAAAGGCCGAGGAAGGUAGUGCAGGUUCGUGUGAAUCUGAGCGAUCUCUCAGCAGCCCCUCAAAGUAACGUAGCUGUUCGUGCAUUACCAAAGACGGUUCGUAGGGUCACAGUUGCGUUGUAA